Messenger RNA from Plasmodium gaboni, 459 nucleotides. RefSeq names its product putative ubiquitin-conjugating enzyme. Gene Ontology annotation, biological process: proteasome-mediated ubiquitin-dependent protein catabolic process; DNA repair; protein polyubiquitination. Lineage: Eukaryota; Apicomplexa; Aconoidasida; Haemosporida; Plasmodiidae. The record is from RefSeq and is a predicted model, not a curated record. The transcript has 2 exons. Gene Ontology annotation, molecular function: ubiquitin conjugating enzyme activity. The annotation marks the transcript as partial.
AUGUCCAAUUUAGCCAAGAAAAGGUUAAUUCGGGAUUUCAGAAAACUGCAAAGUGAUUCCCCAUUUGGUGUUAGUGGAUCACCAAUAGGAAAUGAUAUUAUGAAAUGGAGGGCUGUCAUUUUUGGCCCCGCUGAUACUCCAUGGGAAGGUGGUACUUUUCACUUGGAACUUUUAUUUGGUAAUGAAUACCCCAACAGACCACCCAAAGUGAAAUUUUUAACAAAAAUGUUUCACCCCAAUAUAUAUAUGGAUGGAAAUAUAUGUAUUGAUAUUCUUCAAAAACACUGGAGUCCAAUAUAUGAUAUUUCAGCAAUAUUGACAUCCAUUCAAUCACUUUUAAGUGACCCAAACCCUAACAGUCCAGCCAAUCAAGAGGCAGCUCUUUUAUUUGUUGAAAAUAGAAUAGAAUAUAAUAGAAGGAUAAAAAAUUGUGUGAAGGAAUCUUUUAAUUUUAUAGAA